Messenger RNA from Trichoplusia ni (cabbage looper), 1133 nucleotides. RefSeq names its product hydroxyacyl-coenzyme A dehydrogenase, mitochondrial-like (gene 3HCD). The record is from RefSeq and is a predicted model, not a curated record. Gene Ontology annotation, molecular function: (3S)-3-hydroxyacyl-CoA dehydrogenase (NAD+) activity; NAD+ binding. The transcript has 5 exons. Lineage: Eukaryota; Metazoa; Arthropoda; Insecta; Lepidoptera; Noctuidae. Bases 80 to 1021 code for a protein of 313 amino acids. Gene Ontology annotation, cellular component: mitochondrion. Gene Ontology annotation, biological process: fatty acid beta-oxidation.
AUCUUACAACUUUUGAUAAGUCUUCAGAGCAAGUCCUGUGAUAUUUUUUAUUGUAAUAUAUAAACUAGGUUGCUAAAAAAUGAAGAAAAUGGUCCAAUUUGGCGUUAUUGCCAGGAACUUCUCGAAUUCCUCGGCUAUGCAAAGUGCAAUUAAAAAUAUUACAGUUAUCGGCGGAGGGUUAAUGGGUUCCGGUAUCGCCCAGGUCUCUGCUCAAGCUGGUCAGAAUGUUACCCUAGUAGAUCUUAGCCCAGAAGUACUAGCCAAGUCCCAGAAGUCCAUUGGUGCCAACCUUGGCAGGGUUGCCAAGAAGGUGUACAAGGACAAGCCUCAAGAUGGAGAGAAGUUUGUGGCCGAGUCCAUGGCCAGGAUCAAGACCAGCACGGACCCUGCAGCAGCUGCCAAGUCCGCAGACCUGGUUGUUGAGGCCAUUGUUGAAAAUAUGGGCGUCAAACACAAGUUGUUUAAACAACUUGACGCGGUAGCUCCCGAGCACACCAUCUUUGCAUCCAACACAUCAUCGUUAUCAAUCAAUGAGAUUUGCUCUGUUGUAAAGAGGAAAGACAGGUUCGGUGGUCUUCACUUCUUCAACCCGGUACCCGUGAUGCGACUUCUCGAAGUGGUAAGAGGAGCUGAGACUUCCGACGCUACUUACAAGACCAUGAUGGAGUGGGGCAAGGCUGUCGGCAAGACCUGCAUCACCUGCAAGGACACGCCCGGGUUCGUGGUCAACAGGCUGCUGGUGCCAUACAUCUGUGAGGCUAUCAGACUGUACGAAAGAGGCGAUGCCUCAGCCCGCGACAUCGACACGGCGAUGAAGCUGGGAGCCGGCUACCCGAUGGGCCCGCUGGAGCUAGCUGACUACGUCGGCCUGGACACCAACAAGUUCAUCCUGGACGGCUGGCACAACAAGUACCCCGACCAGCCCCUCUUCAAGCCCAUCCCUCUGCUCAACAAACUCGUGUCUGAAGGAAAACUCGGAGUCAAGGCAGGAGAAGGAUUCUACAAGUAUGAGAAGAAAUAAAAAAAUCUAAAGAGGUCAAUUACAAGUGAUGUUUGUUUAAUGUUGAAUCAGAAUCAUGUAAGGAAAACUAUUAUUAUAUCGAAGUUAUACAAUUAAAAUGUAUUAUUUUCUA